Lethenteron reissneri (Far Eastern brook lamprey) is the source of this 2640-nucleotide messenger RNA. Its product is annotated as fibroblast growth factor receptor 3-like. Gene Ontology annotation, molecular function: ATP binding; fibroblast growth factor receptor activity; fibroblast growth factor binding. Gene Ontology annotation, biological process: cell surface receptor protein tyrosine kinase signaling pathway; positive regulation of kinase activity; multicellular organism development. Gene Ontology annotation, cellular component: signaling receptor complex; plasma membrane. Lineage: Eukaryota; Metazoa; Chordata; Hyperoartia; Petromyzontiformes; Petromyzontidae. The record is from RefSeq and is a predicted model, not a curated record.
AUGCUGUGGCACCGACUCUUCUCCCUGCACCCCCCCAUGAGCCUCGUUAACGCGCUUCAGAAGCGAGUCCUCGACUUCUUCUGGUCGGGCAGAGGACACCGGGUCGCGGCUGGGGUCCUGGCCCUGCCACUGGACGAGGGCGGUCACGGGCUGGUGUGCGUGCGGAGUCAGCUGGCCACCUUCCGACUGCAGGCCGCACAAAAGUUCCUGCACGCCACCACCCCUGCACCAGCCUGGAGCGUCACGGCCUCCUUCCUACUUAAACAGCUGGGGGGUCUGCAGUGCUCCAAACAACUAUUCUAUAUGGACCUGCAGGGCCUCCCACUGGGACAGCUGCCACCUUUCUACAGGAGCGUCCUGCAGACGUGGAGCUCCCUCGCCGUCAGGAGGCUGAACCAGCCGCAAUCGGCCGAGGAUCUGGUCUUCGAACCGAUCCUCAGGAACCCGCAGACAAAGCUGCCGUCCACCACCGCCACCCCCGGCAUGGAGAGGCGCCUCACCAACGCGCGGCUCACCAGGAUGGGAGAUCUGGUGGAGCCUGGAACACGGGGCCGGUGGCUCGGACCAGCAGACAUGGCCGCAAAGACAGGGCUGCAAUCGCUCCGGGUGGCUGCCCGGAUCCUGGCCGAAGCCAAGGGGGCCUUCUCAGCGGCAGCGGGGAGAACGCCCCCCAUCGGCGUUGGGGAUCACGAAGCCCCUCUCGGUCCCCCUCCACCGGAGCUCUCCGUCGUGCCACUGCGUCGCCAAUGCCGACAAGCGAAGGCGGAUCACAACCUGUGCCGGCUGGAGGACCUACCAGAGGUGGCCUUCGCAAAUGUCAAGAGGAAGGUGCUCUACUCCUACAUGGUCCGCCGCAUGUCCGGCUCGCUGUCCAGGCCGCUGUGGGUGGUGCCCAGCGGCAGCAGCGUCAAGCUGCGCUGCCUCGCCACCGGAGUGCCCACGCCCUCCGUGGCCUGGCACCACGACGGAGGGCGCCUCCACGGCGGGGAGGAGCGGCGCCUCGGGGCCUUCCGGCUGAGGAUCAAGGACUGGACGCUCGUGCUGGACAGCGUGGUGCCCUCUGACGCGGGCAACUACAGCUGUGUGGUCAGCAACCAGCACGGCUCCAUCCAGCACUCGUACCAGCUCGUCGUCAUCGAGCGUGGCCAGCCCCAGCGGCCGUCGCUGCAGGACGGCCUCCCGGCGAACGUGACGGCGGCGGAGGGGAGCGACGUGGAGCUCCGCUGCGUCGUCCUGCAGAGCGCUGGCGGCAGCAGUCAGCAGCAGCUGCACCACCACGUGCAGUGGCUCAAGCACGUGGAGGUGAAUGGCAGCCUCGAAGCACCCAAUGGCUCACCCUACGUGCACGUCCUCACGACGGUGGGCGUGGAGGUGACGGACGUGGAGACGGACGUGCUGUACCUGCGCAACGUCAGCACGGACGACUCGGGCCGCUACACCUGCCUGGCGGGCAACGCCGCGGGAUUCGCUCACCGCUCCGCAUGGCUCCUCGUCGUGCCGCAAGAGACGCCGGCUGGUAAGAUGUCGACUGCCUCGCCUGCUUUGCAGGAGGUCGUGCUGUCUGCGCUGAGCGGCGUGGAGCUGUCGGGGGUGACGGGGCCGUGCGACCGCUGGGAGUUCCCUCGGGAACGGCUGACUCUGGGUGAGCAGCUGGGUGAGGGUUGUUUUGGCCACGUGCUGCUGGCCGAGGCGCUGGGCAUGGAGCCGUCACGGCCUCACCGCAGCGUCCGCGUCGCCGUCAAGAUGCUGAAGGCGCACGCCACGGAAGCGGAGACCCACGACCUCCACGCGGAGCUGGAGACCCUCAAGAAGAUCGGACGGCACAGCCACCUGGUGAACCUGCUGGGCGCAUGCACACGGGGCGGCCCCCUGCUCGUGAUCGUUGAGUUUGCGGCCAAGGGGAAUCUGCGCGACUUCCUGCGUGCACACCGCACGCCCGGCGCAGAGUGCAGUGGUGGCGACGAGGUGAAGGGCGAAACGCUCUCCAUGCUGCAGCUGGUGGCCUUCGCCUGCCAGGUGGCACGCGGCAUGGAGUACCUCACCUCUAAGAAGUGCGUUCACCGGGACCUGGCGGCCAGGAACGUCCUCGUCGUUGACGGCGGAGUUGGUGGCGGCUAUUCGGUGAAAAUCGCUGAUCUGGGCCUCACCCGCGACGUGGGCGGCGAACGUGACUACUACUACCAGCACAAGACUGCUGCCGGACGCCUGCCGGUGAAGUGGAUGGCACCGGAGGCGUUGCUGCACCGCGUCUACACACAGCGGAGCGACGUGUGGUCCUACGGGGUGCUGCUGUGGGAGAUCUUCACCCUGGGGGGCUCUCCGUACCCGGGCGUCCCCGUGGAAAAGCUUUUCAAGCUGCUCGGUGACGGCUACCGCAUGGAGCGGCCUGCCCUCUGCUCCGACGAGCUACACGCGACGAUGAGCGAGUGCUGGGCGACCGUCCCCAGCGACAGACCGACGUUCGCGCGGCUGGCGGACGACUUGGGGCGGAUCCUCGUGGCCAACGGGGGCCGCCCCCAGCCGCCGCCGCCGAAGGAGGAAGGCUCGAGGGUUAGAAGCCCAACCUCGUCGCCGGGCGGUGAUGGCGGCGUGCCCCCGCCCGGGGCAGACGAGGGGGAGCCGUGGCGGGGCGUGGAGUAA